CAAUUUGUUCUACACAAUACGAGGGCUUAUUGAUUAAUUAUUCCGCUAUUGAUUCUAUUUUGAACUUGUCAAUCUCUAUAUCAAAAUAAUUAGGGUUCCAUUUGAAUUUGAUUUCAUAUCUAUGUAAUUACUGAGAAGUGAUGGGGUUUGGAACUCGCUAGAGAUUGAAAUUCUGCCUUGACUGAAUCUAUAAAUCAUCAUGAAGAUUGGGUUCUAUAGGAAAUUAGCUAACUUAAACUAGAAGUCUUGUUUCAGAUUAUUCCUAGGUUGUUUAGAACUGUUUUGGCCUGUUUUUAGGCAUAUUAGAUUUUGAACAGGAUAAGAGAUAAUUCCUUGAUCAGCAUAUGCCUCUGAGGGACGUUUUCAACUUGGUUUUGAGUAUCCAGUUCACUUGUUAGUUGUUACAUUUUGAGCAGUUUCAGUUUCAACUUUCAUACACUCAUGGUAGUUCUAUUCUCAACAAUUUGACACAUUUGCAUCUUAAACUAGCCUAGGAUUGCUACUGAUAAGUAUUGGUUUAUCUUUUUGAACAAGAAUUCCAGCAUGACAAUCAUUAUUGCAGUUAGAAUUAUGUGAUGGAAGUAUGCUGGUCUGUUGUAGCAACUGUUCUGUAACCAUGGUAGCUCUGAUUUCAACGGAUUUGACAUCUUCACGUCUUGUUUUGGCUUAAGCUUUUACUUGUAGUAAAAGAGUUUUCUCCAACGAUUCGAAAUUGAUAUCAAGUGCUGCAAUCUGAUAUAUCUAGCUAUAAACUAAGAGUUAGGUAUCUUUGGAUUUGAUUGGGCUUCAGGGGUUAAGGUUUGAGUGCGGUUUGAGUGGCAGGUAACUGUGAUGUAAGUGGUGUCGACUUGGGCGAAGGAUAGAUUAACGUUUGGGUCGAGUAAAGUGUUUGGUUUCUGUAUAGGGAGAGAAUGGCAGACAAUACUGAAAAUCAGAGUUUGGAGGGUGGAUCUAGUCAGCAAAUUGGGAGUAGUAAUGUGGAGAUGUUAAUGAAGUCUAUGGCAUAUAUGAGGCAACACCAACUGUUAUUGGAAGAAAGGCUUGGAAUUUUGCCUCCAAGACAUAACUCAGGGGGUACAUGUAAGAUUUCAAAUCAAGGGGAUAUGAUUAUGCCGGCACAAAAUCAGAAUCAACCUGGACAGUUACUUCAGCAGUAUUUAAAACUCUCUCCAGAGGUAUUCAAUGGCAGUCCUCCAGAUCCCGAGAAAGCGGAAGAAUGGUUGCAAGAUGCAGAACAUGUUUUGGAACAUGUAUCCAAUGAUAGAGGUACUUGGGUUAAUUUGGUUACCUUCAAAUUUCGAGGACCAUCAGGGUAUUGGUGGAAUGCAGUAAUGAAAGUGGAAUGUGGAACAAUGACUUGAGAUAGAUUUAAGGAUUUGUUCAUAAACAAGUAUGUACCUGAUGCAGCAAGAGAUAGGAAAUUUUAUGAGUUCAUGGCCUUAACAAAGGUUGGUAUGUCAGUUAGCGCUUAUAAUGAUAAAUUUACAAGAUCGUCACGUUAUGGAGCAGAGUUGAUAGCCACUGAUGAGGCUAAAGCGAAGAAAUUUAUCAGUGGAUUGGAUCCCGAGAUGCGAACACAACUUUCAUGUUUACGAAUCAGGACUUACGAGGAUGCUUUAAAUCGGUCUCUUGACUAUGAAAAGGAAACGGAAGAUCAACUUGCAACACGGAUUAGAGAACGGCCGCAACUAUUUUCAGCAAGACAAGAUCCAGCAAAGCGGCCAAUGUUAUCAGCUCCUAAUCAGACAUUUUUCAGACCACCAGUAAGACCAUGGUCAUCAGGAUCAGCGUCAGUACCACCGACAACACGUCCACCUGCAGUUAGACCUCAACGGAGACGGAUACGUUUUCAGCAAGUACGUCCGGCUGCACCAACAAGUUAUAGUUCGAGUUCCUUCAGAUGUUAUGGCUGCGGUGAACGGGGUCAUCAUAGGAGGGAUUGCACAAAGAACCCAUCAUCAGGGUUAGCUCAACAAGGAACGGUAUAUGCAAUGGAAGCAGUAGUAACUUAUAAUCAAGAAACAUCAGAAGAGAGUCAAGUGCUUUAUACAAUGGUAGAAGGGGAUAGCUCGGCGACCGAUCGAGUGGUGGAAGGUAAAAUAUUAUUAUUCAAUCAUCUAGUUCAUGUGUUGAUUGACACUGGUUCUACGCAAUCCUUUAUUAAUCUAAACAUAGCAACUGAACUGGAGUUGGACAUGGCAUGUAACAACAAAACGUUAGCGUCAGCUACACCAUUAGGGAGAAAAACCUUUCCUUUUCGAAUUUGCAAGAAUUGUGUGAUGAUGGUUAAUGACCAAGAACUAACUGCAGAUUUGAUAGUGCUAGAAAUGUGUGGUUUUGAUGUCAUAUUAGGUAUGUUAGUAAUCUUUUCGAGGACGAAAAUUUCUGUAGGUAGGGUGAUUGUAGCGAUCCUGUGAUUUGUUUUUAUUAUUGUUUGAUCAGGGCACAACUAGUAAUAAUUGUGUUGCUUUUAUUUCAUUUUUUUUUCUCGGGAAAC
Messenger RNA from Papaver somniferum (opium poppy), 2497 nucleotides. RefSeq lists its product as uncharacterized. The transcript is spliced from 4 exons. The record is from RefSeq and is a predicted model, not a curated record. Lineage: Eukaryota; Viridiplantae; Streptophyta; Magnoliopsida; Ranunculales; Papaveraceae. Gene Ontology annotation, molecular function: nucleic acid binding; zinc ion binding. Bases 1434 to 2417 code for a protein of 327 amino acids.